Messenger RNA from Paramuricea clavata, 2946 nucleotides. NCBI's taxonomy places the organism in Eukaryota, Metazoa, Cnidaria, Anthozoa, Malacalcyonacea, Plexauridae. The record is from the annotation of a GenBank genome assembly.
AAUUGUUUAUUAUAGUUUGCUUGGUUUAGGAAACUCUUUGAACGAAGAAUUCACGCGAAAUGGUUCACAAGACGGAAAAGUGAACAAGGCUGGCGGAAAAGGCAAAAUGUACAAGUGAGUCUCUAUGAUCCCGUUAUCGCCAUUCAUAAUUUUGUCUAGUCUGUUUGACUUAUGUAGAAAUAUAAGGCUUUAGGUAGGCGAUAAAUAGACUUUAUAAAAUUGCAAUUGGCCGAAAAUUUACUCAAUUAAAUAUAGCAUUUGCAGUAAUCAUUUCCCUUCCAAGCAAGGGUGCGGCAAAUGAGAAACUUUAUUUCUAUGUGUGCGAAUUUUAACUAUUUAGUUUCUGUCUUGUGUGAAUUAUAGUAAGAAUCACGGCAUCAUAUUGAGUAAGAAGUUAGAUAAUUUAAUCAAAAAGUGGAUGCCACUGUGUCCGAAAUUUCUGGUAAUGAAAUGAUGAUCUGCAAUGUGAAGUCACAAUGAUCGUAUAAUGAUCAUUUAAUGUGACGUCACAUGAAACACUGUCAUCUGAAAAACGAAACAAGGUAGAAACUUUUGGAAAAAAGAUCUUAUGUGGUCAUUUUCACACAACAUGAUCUCUUCUCAAAAUUAAGGCUAUGUCUUAAUUGUAAAACUUUUGAAAAUUAAGGAUAUGGCUUAAAUUUCAAAUUCUCCAAAAUUAAGGCAUAGCCUUUAUUUAAUAAUACCACAGGGUUGAUAAUACCAAUAAGGGCGCCAGAUUUGGAUUGGAUUAGGGUUAGACUAAGAUUAGAUUAGCGUUAGGGGUUAGAGGUUAGGGUGGGGGUUGGGUGGUGGUUAUGUUUAAAAUUAAGGCAAUGUCUUAAUUUGAACGCUUUUUACAAUUAAGACAUAGCCUUAAUUUUCGGAAGAGAUCGAGCUGUUUCACAAUGUAGGCAUGAAAGAGUGAAGUGAUGCAAUCGCAAAUUCCGUAAGUAUAUAAUUCACUAUUUUAUUCCAGUGCUAUAGCCACUUACUAGACUGUUUAUUCCACUUUGCGCUAUGUAUUGUUCUAUGGCUUGCGUGGCCUUUGCGUGGGCCGCAUGGAAUAAUUUGUGCCUUCCCGCGUGUACUUAAUAACGUAAACAAACCAAAGCGCAAAGAUCUUAUGUUGUCAUUUUCACAAUGCAGGCAUGAAAGGGUGAAUUGAAGUAUAUUUGAUGGGUAUUGUAUUAUUCAUUCGAGUGAGAUGCCACAAAAAUCUUGAAAUGAAAUAUACUUGCUUUUUAGGUGCACUAGCUGUCGAAGCGGUUUCAAUACGAUGGAAGAGCGACACAAUCAUAUGGAAACAGCACAUACAGCAGAAUGUUCGAUAUGCAAGAAGAUCUACACUACGGCAUAUUUAAAGGAACAUAUGACUUUUCACUAUGAGUCAUCUCGUGUGACGUGCAACGUUUGUUCCAAAGUUUUCUCCAGUAUUAGUAACCUACGCAAACAUGAGAAAAAACAUGAAAAUCGUGCAUGGUAUUCCAAUCCGGGACAAGAGACGUUUGUUCAAGUGUUCUGAGUGUCCAGAGACGUUUCAAACACAAAAGUUCUUAGAGGUAUGUUCUGCAAUUUUUACUCUAUUAAGGCCUAAUUCCACGACAAGCGAAAUGCGAAAAAUUUCGAGCGAAAACACACUUGUGCGAAAAUUUUCUCUCGUAGCGAUUUCCACACUUGGAGAAAAAAUUCGCCAAAACAUAAGCAUUUUAUUGGUUUCGCUAUUUUGUCAUCCAAAAGACAAGCAUUUGAUUGGUUUCGCUAUUUCCAUUUCGCAACGGAGUAGAAACGAAUUCAACUACCCGGCGAAGAGAAAUAUUUCGCCGAGAAACAUUCCAAAAUCAUGUUGCGCAUGCGUUCAACCUUUUCGCGCGAAAUUUUUCGCAUUUCGCUCGUCGUGGAAUUAGGCCUUUACGAGCAUCCAUUUUUGAAGACCUGUAUAAGGUUUGGUCUGUAGAGGUUGUGUUCGAGGGGUGUAUCACUUCAAAAUAUCUCGUACAAGUCGAAAUAAAUCCCUAAAAAAUAAAAAAUCUCUCUGAUAAUUUUACAAUAUCCCUAAAACUUAAACUUUCUAUGAGAGACAAAUCAGAGAGACUGAAAGACGAUAUUAAAUUAUAUAGAAUAUAGACAGAUGAUAUUAAUAUAUAUAUAUAGAGAGAAAUCGUAAAUUUUGUCGAACAAAUAAUUAAAGAAUAAAGUUGUAUUAUUUUCGUAAUUUCCACUGAUACUUGUCGCUCCUCCUAAGCUUACAUUACGUCUUUGCAUCCGGGAAUCUGAAUUUACAUUCAGGCAACGGUAUUUUAGCUACUCAGAAAGCGUUAUUUUCCCCCAUUGGGAAACUUCAAUUUUCCUUCGGAUUUUUCCGCCAUGCCCAGUCUAUAAACUAUGUGAUGUCGACAAAGGGAAAAGUCGCUUCGCGUGAACAAAUUCUCCUGGUGGAAAACGGGCUUAAAACGACUUUUGCGCAGUGCUUGUGUUUCUAGACCUAUAAUAAAAUAUUCUUGGAUAUUUACAAAGCGGCACUUAAAAUGUUUACCGCGUUCACUUGAAACUGUACAGCAUGAAAUGAAACUAUUCAGCAUGAAAAGAUGUUGGUAAUGAAAUUACAAUAAAAAUGAAUGAUACGCAACUACACAUGCUUUUUUAUCAGUAACUGGUCAAUCAUUACUUACAUUCUAGGUACACCGCAAGAAGCAUGUGCGUAUUGUACCAAUUCAAUGCAACGAUUGUGGGGAAGUGUUUGCUCAGAAGAACCUCUUACGUCGACAUCAAGCUGUUGUCCACAAAGGGAUAAGACCAUUCAGCUGCAAAUAUUGUGACAAAACGUUCACUCAACGAGGUAGGGGUUUUAGAAUCCGUGUGGGAGUUUUUAUUUUUAUGCAUGCCACAGAUAUAUAUUGCUAUUGUUUAGGUACUUGUACUAAAAAGUGGGAGCCAGUACUGCUUUAG